Molecule: messenger RNA, 911 nt
Organism: Ochlerotatus camptorhynchus
Lineage: Eukaryota; Metazoa; Arthropoda; Insecta; Diptera; Culicidae
Product: glutamyl-tRNA(Gln) amidotransferase subunit B, mitochondrial-like
Exons: 2
Biological process (GO): glutaminyl-tRNAGln biosynthesis via transamidation; mitochondrial translation
Cellular component (GO): glutamyl-tRNA(Gln) amidotransferase complex; mitochondrion
Molecular function (GO): glutaminyl-tRNA synthase (glutamine-hydrolyzing) activity
Source: RefSeq, a predicted model, not a curated record
AGGGUGCCCUUCGAGUGGAUGCCAACAUUUCGGUGCACAAGGAAAACACUGCCCUGGGCACGCGAACCGAAGUCAAAAACAUUGGGUCCGUCCGAGCCGUUGCCCAGGCGGUUGAGUUCGAAAUCGAACGACAGAUCGGCAUUCUGGACGAUGGUGGCAGAAUCUUCAACGAAACUCGUGCCUGGGAUGCCACCGGGAAGCGCACGAUAGCGAUGCGUGACAAGGAAGUGGUUCAGGAUUACAGGUUUAUGCCGGAACCGAACCUACCGCCGCUGCACGUGAACGUCGUCGAAGGCGAAUGUGAUGCCGAAAAUGUGGUUGAUGCCGUCCAGAUUGGUGCAAACUUGCCGGAACUGCCGGAGGAAACGCGCAAGCAGCUAGUGGAAGUACACAACCUCACACCGGAAAUGGCCAUCAUUCUAGUGAACGACAUGACCUUGCACGGUCACUUCCGUUCGAUACUGGAUGAACCGGGCAAAAUGCGCUCCCCCAAAACGGUGGCCAAUUGCCUAGUCAACGAACUGCUGACGAUUCUGAACAAAAACAAACUCGACAUCGAACAGUGCCGGAUCUCGUCCGCUCACUUGGCAGAGGUGGUGGACAUGUUGGACGGGAACAUCAUCAACCCAUACCUGGCGAGGUUGAUUCUCCAGGAGGCGCUCGACCGGGAAGGAGCGGAAAGUCCUACGGUGAUAGCCCAGCGCAAUGAUUGGCUGAUGAUAACCGAUUUGGCCCGGAUCGAGCCACUCUGUAGGGACGUGAUUGAGAAGAAUCCAAAGGUGGUGGAGAAGUACCGGAAGGGGAAGGAAAAGAUGCUGUUCGCGCUAGCCGGGGAGAUUGCCAAAGCGACGGACCAGAAGGUAGAUAUGGCCAAGGCAGUUGAUUUGCUAAAGAAAAUGUUGAAAAGUUAA